AUGGCACUGGUGGGUUAUAUUAACUCUCAAACCCCUGGACAUAUUUUAAACUAUUCCGAAAGCUUUUUUGGAGGAAAUCUCAUCACCUUUCCAAAUGUGAAACCACCACCUGUAGACAAAAUACAAUGUAUGGUUUGCCGUAAAACUAUGGACUUUAUUAUGCAGUUAUAUUGUCCAAUUGGCGAUUCAAAAUAUCACAGAACACUUUAUAUUUUUGUAUGCAUAAAUGGUCUUUGUCAAUCCAGUGGAAACAACUGGAAGGUCUUGCGUUCACAAUACUUUAUAGAAUUCGAUCAGAAUUCUCAAUCGAAAUCAUGCACAAAUUGGUGUGCUGAAUAUGAAAAUGAUAGUUCUGAUGGAGAAAGUUGGGGUCAAGAUGCUGAUAAAAGUUCGGAAAUUCGUUUUAAAGUUGAAAAUUUUAAUGAACAAUCAUCUCUUAUUGGUCGCUUUCAAUGUUAUUCAAUUGAUAUCUACGAAGAUACUACUAUUACUACCACUAGUAGUAGUCAUACUGCAGAACCUGAAAUAGACAUAACCAACCAUGAUGAUGACGAUAUUGAAGUCAAAUCCAAUUCACUAUCAAUUAAACACUUCCUAUCAAAAUGGUCAGAAAAAGUCCUAAUUGAUAAAGAGUUUGUUGAAGAAGACGAUAAUACUGGCCCUGAAGCUUUUAGCGAUGAAUUAUUAUCUUACAUUGCCAACAGAGGAGAGUAUGGAUGUGAAGAUAUUCGUUAUUGUUGGUCUGGCCAACCUAUUUUCAAUGGCCUUCCUCCAAGUGAUUUAGCAAACUAUUCAACAUGUCAUCGAUGCGGUUCAGAACGAGUAUUUGAACUACAACUUUUCUCUACAAUAAAUAAUUCUCUUAGAUUAUCAACAUUAUUAAACGAAGACUACGACGGAGUAAAUGUUAGUUGGUUAUUAAAUAUUGUCACAGUAUUAAUAUUUACUUGUCGAGAUUCAUGUUGGUCACAAACAGCAGAUGAUUGGGUAGAAGAAUGUGUUAUAGUUCAAACAGAUAAAAAUGUAACUAAAAUAAUCUGUCCGUCAUAA
Schistosoma mattheei is the source of this 1050-nucleotide messenger RNA. The record is from the annotation of a GenBank genome assembly. Lineage: Eukaryota; Metazoa; Platyhelminthes; Trematoda; Strigeidida; Schistosomatidae.